Messenger RNA from Dracunculus medinensis (Guinea worm), 537 nucleotides. NCBI's taxonomy places the organism in Eukaryota, Metazoa, Nematoda, Chromadorea, Rhabditida, Dracunculidae. The record is from the annotation of a GenBank genome assembly.
AUGGGAACUGCUCGAUUUUCAUCGAUAGUCUGUCGGUUUUCAUCAUCUUCCUUCUCUAAUAAUACAAAUAAUGCAACUGCUGCAACUACUAUCACUAAUAAUAAUAAUAACAAUAGGAGCAAUAAUUACCGCGAACAACGUGAACUUUAUGAAGCGGCAAAGAUCAUACAACAUGCCUAUCGUCAAUAUAAGGCUAGAAUUAGUACACAACGACAGAAUGAAGCAGAGCGUAAUGCUGCGAUACUCAUUCAGAGCUAUUAUAGGCGAUACAAGCAAUUUUGCUAUUUCAAACGUCUUCACAAGGCGGCAGUAUUUAUUCAAAAGCAUUUUCGUAUGCAUAAGGCAGUUAUGCGAGGUGAUAGCAAUCAUUGUUUAUCAGUUAAUGUUGAUGAUAUAAAACAUGUUCAGUAUGAUGAUGCGACAUUCAAUACACCUACACAGUUGACGAUGAAAGAACAUCAAGCUGCGUUAACUAUUCAACACGCUUUCAGGCAAAAAGGACGAGAGAAAGGAUUCUGGACUCUGGCGGAUAUUUAA